Messenger RNA from Exophiala xenobiotica, 1276 nucleotides. RefSeq lists its product as uncharacterized. NCBI's taxonomy places the organism in Eukaryota, Fungi, Ascomycota, Eurotiomycetes, Chaetothyriales, Herpotrichiellaceae. The coding region runs from base 1 to 1134 and encodes 377 amino acids. The transcript is spliced from 2 exons. The record is from RefSeq and is a predicted model, not a curated record.
AUGGAGGACAACGGCACUCCUCCCGCUCCUCGCGAGGACCGCGGUCCGCGUAUUCCUCCAGCCAAACUCUCAACCAUCGAAGCCGAUCCUACUAUCUCCAUCUUUUACAGACCAAACAAGUCCUCUCCCCUCCAACUUCUCGAUGGCAGAUUCUCUCGGGACGCGGCCAUGAUCUUCUGCGACCGUAUCCGACGUGAUCUCAUGAACAACAACAGUAAAUCUUUCACCAUCAAUGGUGGGGAUUUGACUGGUAUGAAGGAGGUCCUUCUCUGGAUCAAACAGUGUGUUUCGGCGCAGAACAUCGUCAAGUACAGAGAACUCGAAGACGACACCUGUGAGCUCUUCAAGUCGUACGCCAAUGUCAUCAUCUCAGCAACUUACUUGGGAAUUCCUGCUCGCGAUCUCGCCGAUGGUCUCGUCAAGCGCAUGCUAGGUAUUGCUCGAAAGGUGCUUAUGAGCUGGGAAGUUGUCGAAUGGUUCUACAAAUCCCCUGCCUUGGAUGCCUGCACCGAGUCGGUCCGCGAAGUCGCCGCCGCGAGUGUCUUUUGGGGAUGGUGGAACGGAAAACUGAAUGAAGAGGAGACUUCGGAGGACUUGAUGUUUCUCGACAUGCUGAGAAUUGAGAUUCCCAAGCUCGAUCAGGACUUGCAUGAUUGGUGUGAGCGCAACGAACGAAACGUGAGAGAAAAAUGGGAAGAGAAGAGAAAAGCCAAACAGGAAGAACAAGCUGGUUUCGACAAUGCCGGUGAUGCUGGCGGCUUCUCGUCUGGAAGCGGAGGCGACGGCUGGGACAAUGCGGGAGAAAUUAGCACUGGUGGUAGCGGCUGGGAUGCUGGCGACGGCUUCUUGUCUACCGAGCCACUCAUUGCGACUGCAGGAAACCUUGCACCUGGUGGAUGGGACGCUGCGCUUCAAGCACCUGAGAACGAUGAGUUUGGCUUCGACUCUGGAAUCAGUGUCAACACCGGUGCCAGCAUGGAAAAGCAAGAGCAUGGAUUCGACGCCUACAAGCCACCACCAGGAGAACAUGGAGCUAGGCACGACAAGAAGGGCAGCUUUGGUAUGGAGAAUGAUGGCGGAGACUGGGCAGAGGAAGUCAACGAUCAUGUCCAGUACCAGAAUCAGUCAUGGUAGAUCACCGUCUGAUCUGGCUUAACGGCUUGGAGUGCUCAAGACUAGCAUGGAAAGUCAGCAUUGUUGAAAAGCGUCCUGGCAAGAGAGCAAUCGAGCAGAGACGUGUUGAGUCUCCAUGACGAGAGAUCCUGUCAAAGAAAAG